CAUCAACAACAACAACAGCACACGCAUGUGGAACUAGAAUCUGGAACGCAAAAUUUGGAAAAAUUUGGACUCCAAAAUGACAGAUCCAGACAAUAAAUCAAGCGGCAGAUUAGGAGUUGUCCAAACUGCUCAGACGACUGACAACUGGGACAAGAGUGACUGUGUGACAUUUGUAAUGCACAAUGAGGACCAUACGCUUGGCAAUGCUCUCAGAUAUAUGGUUAUGAAGGACCCUGAUGUAGAGUUCUGUGGUUACAGUGUUCCUCAUCCGACAGAGAACAGGAUAAACUUCAGGAUACAGACCAAAGGUGCUCCUGCUGGAGAUGUUUUUGGUAAAGGAUUAGCGAAUCUGUCAGAAGUAUGUGAUCACAUUCAACAAACAUUCAAAGACACCAUACAAAAGUUCAAAGAAGGCAUGGAUACUCAAUGACCCAGAAUUAAAACAGCAUAAAUUAUGAAGAGAAGUGGACUCAUGACCCUCUUAUUCCCGGUCAUAUUCAAUAUGGCAAAAGACAGAUUGAAAAUUCAUCACAUUUUUGAUGAUUUAAAGUGGAUGGCAUGGAGAUUUAUGUCAUUUUUCUGACAUGUCAUCAUUUUGUCACUUUCUUGUGGAAGUAAAUACUGACGUGCGGUACAUAGGAAGAUUGGAAGGCACCAAUACUCCGUCAAGACAGCGAGAUCUCAAGUUGAGAUCUCAACUCAGUGACUAAGUUUUAGAUCAUCACAAGCUUUAGAAGAUGCCAUACUGUACCACUUGUGCAGUUCUAUGUACAGAGGGGAAGGAGAGAACUUAACAAAACAAAAAGGACUUUUGAACUUCUCCAAACUGACUUGUUUACAUUUUUCCAUUUUAUAAGGAAUAUACAUGUAAUUCAUUGAUUGAUAUAUCAAGAAGAACAUGCUAUUUUUUUAACAUAGAGGAUAAAUUUUGCGUAAAUUUUUGAUGUAAUUCUGUAAUCAAUAUUUAGUUUGAUCUGGAAAUUCUUUUUGGUGCAAAAGUUAGUCACUUGACAUCCUCAAACUUUAUAGAGUAGAAACUCCAGUAUGACAUUUUUCUUAAAAUAAGGUUAUCAACAAUAAGGUGUCAAUUUUUUUUAAACAACUACCGUAAAUCUCUUUGUAUAAGACGCACCUGUGUAUGAGACACACCCCUAUUUUUAGGACCAAGAAAAAAGACAAAAUUUGUGUGUGUGUGCUUUUGGUUUUGUUUUUUGUUGACUCCGUAGGCAGCAACUUGUCACAAAUAAUAGUAACAAUGUUGUUUUUAAAACUAAAGACGACAGACAAAUUUUCCACCAAGUCCAAACAGAAAUUUGGACACAUGCUAGUUUGGUUCUAGUUUCAUAGUGGGGAGUCGAUGUCCUGUGAGUGAGCUGGGACCAUGACAUUGCUCUUCCGGGCACGGGUGAGCGUCGGCCGGCACAGUGCUAUGUGAAGGGGCAUAAUUUUUUAUUGAGACUUAUACACAAAGAUUUAGGGUAGUAAAUAUGUGGGUGUGAGAUCUCAUCCUUAUACAUAAAGGUACAGUAAGAUAAGACAAAGUACAAAGUAUAAUGAAAUUCACACUUCAGAUGUUUAUAUUUCAUUUCUUUUAUUUUUUACAAUGGAUGAGACACAUUGAAAUCUCAUACAUGUAUUUACAUAGUAAUUAAAAAAAAGAAAUUAUUUAUUCCAAGUAUUUAUGAUUUCUAAAUGAUGUUGGAAGCUAUGAAGUAUGAACACAUUAAUUAAACAAUUCAAAUAACACAAUA
Strongylocentrotus purpuratus (purple sea urchin) is the source of this 1751-nucleotide messenger RNA. RefSeq names its product DNA-directed RNA polymerases I and III subunit RPAC2. The coding region runs from base 77 to 430 and encodes 117 amino acids. The record is from RefSeq and is a predicted model, not a curated record. The transcript is spliced from 5 exons. Gene Ontology annotation, cellular component: RNA polymerase III complex; RNA polymerase I complex. Gene Ontology annotation, biological process: DNA-templated transcription. Lineage: Eukaryota; Metazoa; Echinodermata; Echinoidea; Camarodonta; Strongylocentrotidae. Gene Ontology annotation, molecular function: DNA binding; DNA-directed RNA polymerase activity; protein dimerization activity.